GUCUUCGUCCAUCCAUCUAGCAGGUUCCACUUUUGGUCUGGCAAAAUUGAACGUGCGCAACUUGCCGAUGUUUCCUCAUGUGCGCGGUUGAGCAGUCGCUGUUCCAGCGGGUCCUGACCUUCGUCGCUGACCACCUGAUGUCGGUCGAGUCUCUGGCGAACAUCCCCGAGCUGAUCGGCGAGCAGAUCUUCGUGUGCGCCCUCCGGAGGCGAGCGUUCGAGGAGCCCGCGCGGGCAGACCGCUGCCUCGAGCUCUUCGCGUCGGUGUACCACGGCGCCGUGCUCCGUUCCCUGUGCCUGCGCGACUGCCUGCUCGUCAUCAACGAGUACACGGAGCCCAUCGUGACGCUGUCCAGGCACCUGGUCCACCUGGACCUCGGCUGCUGCCACCUGGGCGACGGCCACGAGAUGGUCGCCGCCAUCGCCCAGUUCGUCUCCCUGCAGACGCUGAACCUAAGGGAGAAUGGUCUGACGGACGUGGGGGUGCGGCGGCUGACGCUGCCCUGCCGUAUGCUGGGACGGGGACCCCUGCUCCUCAGGGAGUUGGACCUCUCCGGUAAUGCGGGCAUUGCGGACAAGUCUGCCGUCUCCCUGGCUUGCUUCACCCAGCUGAGGCAGGUCAACCUGAGCUGCACAAGCGUCACGCCCGGCGGGGUGAGUCGCCUGUGCUCCUCCCUGGGUCUGCGUGCCAGCAGGGAGGGUCCCUGGCUCGGCCAUCCCACGGCCACCAUUGGCUGGGCGGCCACCCUCCUCGACCAAUGGCGAGGCUGCAUGGAGGACGCUGCCAGCAAGCGCAGGCACAAGCGCCUCAUGCUCAGCCCUCCCAAGACCGGCAUAUUCUCAUACAGGAAGAGGGUGAAGCUGGGCAGUCCCUCCCUGUCCCCCCUCGGCCCCAGCGGGACUUUGGUUCUGGGGCCGCCCCGGAGCCCUCCCGCCGUGGCCCCCCGGCCAUCCCCCACCUCGAAACGCAGGCUCUUCUGAAACAAGAUUUCCGGAGCACCCCACUCACUUAUUUAUUUGCUGAGAACACGGAGAAAUGGCUGCGUCAGUCUGAAUUUGUUGUCGAGCACUGGCCGUCGCUGCCGUGCCGCUUCCUGCUGGUGGUCUCUCGCGCAGUGAAGAUUUAAGGGCUGCAGUGGUUCUUCAAUAUCGGUCAGGUGUGCCGGAUGUGCGGGGGAAGCAAAGCCAUUUUCUUGUCUCUAAAGGCCCGUUCCCACGCUAUUGUUUGCCUACGACCAAGUUCUUCCAGUCUCCUGCGGCGAGAGAACAUGCUGGCCACCAUGUGUAAAGGCGAUGCUGGAACUGCAUUUCCCCAAGGAGAAGGUUUUGCGGCAUUUGCGAGAUCAAGUGGACAUACUAUCUACGGGAAAUGGUAGUGUAUAGCAUUCUCAAAAGAUUUUCGAUCCAGUCAAGAAAAAAUUACGCCAGAAACGAGUAGGAAACGUACGGAAAUUGCGAGUGUUCCACGGCUGCCCGUCAGAUGGCGCUGGCGUGCUCUCUCGUUGUAAAGAUCCUAAGAAGUCUUAAUGCAUUUGGUCUUUAGUAGUCGCAAGUGUAUGAGCCAACCUUAAAGGGCCUCUGAAAAGAAAAAAAGAUUUGUUUUAGACAAUCUGAUUGGGACACGCAUUUCAAAAAACAAAAUUUUACACGAAAAAAAAAUUUUUAGAGCAAUAUUGACGGCGAGAGAUUUAUUUGAAAUUCUGCGCACAAAGUCCAUGACGUCACGGAAUAGUCAUUUGCUCUUUCCACUUUAACGUGAAGGCAAAGCCGACCCACCUCUCCUCCACACGCCCAAAAUGCCGAGAGAGAAAACAAGUGGAGAGGAGGAGGUAACUACCGACCACAUUGCGUUUCGCGCUGCCAAUAUUGCUCUAAAUAUCUUUUUUUUUGUAAAAUUUAUUUCUUGACACACAUGUCCCAACCAGACUGUUAAAAAAGAACAUUUUGUUUUCUUUUCAGGGGCCCUUUAAAGGCCAACCAACAAGCAGAAAGGAGGAACCUUACUCUCCUCGCCGUUCUUCCUGCAAGGGGAAAGCGAGAGAACCCAUCCAUUUUUCAUUGCCGUAAGGGAUUAGAAAAGAUUAGUCUAGCAGCCUGUUAGUAAUCACGGAAAGAAAUGCAGAAGCCGCACCCUCUUUCUUCCCCACUUCCCCCCCUACUUGACGCUACCCUUCACUCUAACCCUCUUACUUGAAGUACUGACAGUGCCGCGGAUGCUACGUGCUCGACGGACCAGUCAUACAUACGUUUAUAUUCUCCAUGUGGUUACUCCGGGCCCCCUGCCCAUACCUAGGCUCGGAGAGCGGGGUCGGGCGACGAGAGGAAGCGGUUGAAUGGUCCAGCCAGCACGUAGCUCCCACCGCUUUAGACUGAACAGAGUGUAAACUACAACUGAAGAAAGCCAAGCAGCUAUUCUUCUCGCAUGCUAUUUUAAACACUCUCUAACACUAUGCGCGAAAAGAAGUUUGGCACCGACCUAGGUUGGACUGGUUUUUGAGAACACCAAACCGAUGUAAAAGUGUGCACAGGGAAAAGUCGACACAAUGCGAGUUCGGUGUGGUGUCCGCAAUAUCGAUGGAGUGUGGUGUCAGUUACGCAAACCAGACCAAAAGAUGUGUGAAAGGAGGUGUGUAAAAAAAAUGGAGAUCCGAAUUUGGAAAUAGCCAAACACCUGAAUGAUUCAAAAAUACAAAAGAGUUAGACAAAGAGGACUGACAGGACUAACAUCUUUUGACUUUCGACACAUUGUGUUGAAAGUCAAAAGAUGUUUGUCCUGUCCAUCCUCUUUGUCUAAUUCUUUCGUAUUUUUGAAUCUAUUACCAAUGCACUCAAUCCAACUUUACCUGAAUGAAUGCGCAGACUGCUCUCCGGCCUGGGGAAACGGGAAGAUUUUAGAAAGGGAAAGCAACGACAUGAAAAGAUUAGUGAAAGAGACCAUGAGGAUUAAGGCGUCUGACAAGUGCAUUAGUCAGGCGUCUGUGCACCUAAGUACGGAGGCCGGAAGAUUUCUCCUGCUGACUGGUUUGGGAAACCCAGGGUGGCCCCAGUUGUGUUGCAGUAUUUCUUGACAUGCAAUUCUGUGUGCAUUCGUCGUGUGAGCUUAUCAUUGACUGGAAUGUACGGGGGCCUGGGAAAAGGAAGAGAGAAGGGGUAAGGGGGUUUGGGAAAAGGAAGAGGAAAAGAGGGAGACCACUGGUGGGGUGACUUGUAUGUUUGUCCUGUGAAAUAAAGUUUGUAGCUGCCAUAAUAACUGGAGACACGGAACGAUAAAAAAAGAAAACAACAAGUCUUAAUUGAGACUUGUUUUUUUAUCGUUCCAUGUCUCCGGAUACUAUGGAAGUUCUUCACCAGCUCGCCUGUGUUUUUACCCUUCCUUGUAGCUGCGUUUGGGUCUUCGCCUGUGUCAUCUGUGGUUUCGUCCGUUGUCCUUAUCCCCAGUCUUGGGUUUACAACUAUGCUCGAAAUAAAGGAGAGAAAUCUU
Molecule: messenger RNA, 3480 nt
Organism: Ixodes scapularis (black-legged tick)
Lineage: Eukaryota; Metazoa; Arthropoda; Arachnida; Ixodida; Ixodidae
Product: leucine-rich repeat-containing protein 42
Exons: 5
Coding region: 78-980 (300 amino acids)
Molecular function (GO): protein binding
Source: RefSeq, a predicted model, not a curated record